AUGGUGGUGGUGGCUGUUGUUUCUGUAGAAGGUCAUUAUGUAAACAAAACAAUAACAAAACCAGGCCGAGUGAGGUUUUAUCCAAAGAAUUCCGUCUUCCGGAAGUCGGACCUAAUAGACAAAGGUUGUUCGGUGUUUUUGAAGGAAUGCCCGGCUGCUUACAAGUGCACGAAAUAUAGUAUGCGCCAGACAUUACGAUGGACAGUUCAAAACGUUUUCGAAUUAUUGCGAGUUGGAAUAUGA
Molecule: messenger RNA, 243 nt
Organism: Leptosia nina
Lineage: Eukaryota; Metazoa; Arthropoda; Insecta; Lepidoptera; Pieridae
Source: the annotation of a GenBank genome assembly